Molecule: messenger RNA, 3291 nt
Organism: Opisthocomus hoazin
Lineage: Eukaryota; Metazoa; Chordata; Aves; Opisthocomiformes; Opisthocomidae
Source: RefSeq, a predicted model, not a curated record
AUGCACGGUGCCAAGGUCCUACCAAAAACCUGGUUUGAAGCAACCAUAGCUUCCAAGGACAUAGGGCUGCUGCUGAGAGAUGACGUUUUUGUCUACUUUUUCAACACGUUCCUGAAUCUUCCUGUUUUUGGCCAGACACCCAUUUACAUCAGCAGCAUGGGCCGGGCUGCGACACAGGAUCCCAGCCCCUCGACUUUACUGGCUUGGCUGGAAAAGCACCCCCUGCCUCACUUCUGCAAAUCCAGCCUGUGCCUCCACCUCAUCCUCUGCCAGAAGCUCCUGGGUUUCAUUCGGCCGGGGGAAGCAGGAGAAGAACUGACCAACUUCUGGCUCACCACCAAACGGCUCCUGGGGCUUGAUGUGUCAGAUGCCAGACAGAAGGACCUCUGCUUUUCCUUGCUCCACAGGCUGAAAGCCAAGCACCUGCAUGAAGGCUCCAGUGUCAUCGCUCUCUGCAAGACCACCCUUGCUUUGUCACUGACAAAACCCAGGCACGUUCAGCCCAUCAACACCAGGAGAGAGAUCCUAAGCAAGAUACAGGAACAUGCCCUUUUUGUGAUUCAGAGUUACUGGCUCCCUAAGUUCUUCAUCCACUGCAAGAUGGGCAUGGAGUCAGAGAAAUCAUGCUGGCCUCUGCUGCAGGAAUAUCGAGAGCGUUUACUGCGAUCUGUUCCCCCCAAGCAAUACUUGCAGGAGCCCUCAGACCUUUCGGAGAACCUCUUCCCAAUGCACAUUAGAAGAAGCCAGGGUUUGUCAGGGCCCUACUGCAGCAAGACAGCCAAAGCAGAGGUCUGGACUCUGAUCAAGGAGGGAAAAGACACCCAAGAAAUAAAGAUGCCCAGUUUUCAGGUGCAACCAGAAAGGCAGCCAGGGCCAGCUAGAACUGCUACACAAAGCUUCACAAAGGAAUUGCAUCUGGAUAAGGGUGCUUUGGGACCGAUUCCUCAGCAGUCAGAGCAUCCUGCAUACACUGCCUUCGGAGCCAAAGGAGGCACAAACUCUCCCAAAAGACCUAGACCCAAUGCAGAUCGGGUCCUUCACCUGGAAGACCUCUGUGAAGAGAAUGCCCUCUCUAACCUGCGUUCCUCUACACCCCUCGUCCAGCUGCCAUCUCUGAAAAAGCCAGCUGAGACCUUGAGUUUCCUUCCCUGGGCCUUUAGCGCCGAGUCCUGCACGGGACGGCCUUUCAGGGACUUCUUGAGGUGCCAGGACAAAUCUAUGGAGACUCGUCUCCUGGACCUGUGGCAUGACCUGGAGGAAUUUCUGCCUCUACUGCUGAGCCCCGGCAGAGAAAACAGUUUCUUCCUACGUCAUGUGAUUGGGGAGAAGAUAUGCAAGACCUACCUGGAGGACGACACCAUUCAGCAGCUUCCUCUGGAGACCAGGACUCUCAGGAGCUUGUGGGACCGUCUGAAGUCUGGAGAAUUCUCCCCCUGGAUAUUCAGAGCCCAGAAGGAGAUUUGCAAGGUGCUCUGCUGCUUCUACGAGGAAUUUCUGGCUGACGAUGACAGGACGUUCCUCCAGUUUAUGCUCUCCUGGGUGGAUGUUGACCUCUUGAGGAAAGCUGCUGCCUUUGCUGGCAAGGCAUUGUCUGGACUACCUGGGGGACCUGCUGCCUGUCCCUGGUACAUCCCAGCUGCAGGCAGAUGUGAGCCAGCUUUAAGCAGCUGCACGGAUGCUGUUGGGAAAGAUGAAUGUUUUCUCCUGUCCCAGCGGAUAAAUGAGUCCUUGAAGCUGAGCCAGGCCUUGCAUGGCACGAGGAACUUGGAAGGUCUCUCCUCCAAACACUGGCAAUUAAUUGUCACUCGGGACCUCCGGAAAGGAGGCUCCAUCCAGGCAGAGGUGGAACUUUUCCUGUCCAGGAUGGAUUCCCAGAAGAUGAUGUCAAAUGAGCUGGCUGGUCAGAAACCCUCGCUGGCCAUGGAUAGCCCAGGCAAGGAAAAUGAGCUUCUGUGUCUCAAAAGCCCAUCACUUGGUUACUGGUGGCACAGAGAUCACUUCUCCUGGCAUCUCCUCGUGUACAGGCACUUCAUGAAAGUACUGCACAACCCUGCCCACCUGCAGUUCUUCAAGCAUUUCCUCAAGGAGCGCAACGCAGAUGAACCACUGUGUUUCUGGAUGGCUGUGGAGAAGCUAGUCGCAGAGACCAACCCUAAGAUGAAGAACCUCCUUAUUAACAGCAUUGUUGGAAAUUAUUUCCAUGCCAAAAUCCCAGCUGAGGAGCAGCUGGACUGUCACACUUCCAUCAUCAAAGAAAUACAUGAGGCAGAAGUAGUCAGCCCCUUCAUGUUGAUGACAGCACAAGUCUUUGUCCAGAAGGCAAUGGAAAAACGAUGGUUUAAAGAGUACCAGGACCUGUUUCGCCCGAGUGAUACACAUAAGUCUAAUCUUUUUUUCCAGCAUGGGAUGGGGAACUUCAGUACAGACAAACUGGACAUCGUCAAGAGCACCUGCAAGUUCCGGAGGGAGAUGGACAAUACCAAACACCGUACAGAGUUUGAGGACUUUCUCCGGCAGGAACUAGGAAAUGAGGAGGAAAACUUGCCCAUCAACAGCGUGAGCACUUACCACUCCCAGACGACCUCUGCCAGCAGCCCAGAGGACAAAGAGGUGGUACUAGUGAAACGCCAGCUGUAACAGGUCAUUACCAUUAACUUCCUCAUGGAUGACCUCCGCUUUUAUCUGGAGAUUGACAACCUAGUAGUCAAGAAGACUUGUCUCAGAGCAAGACCCCACAUGCCUCUGCAGGUUUUCCAGGCAGUGGAAGCUCUGGCAGCUCAAAACAUACAGUCAGAAAAGGAAGUUGCUUUUCUUAAAAGUAAAGCCGUCAUCAUCAGCAAACUCUUCCUGAACUCCGAUGUUCCCCCCAAAUCGCGGGUAAACUUCUCUGAGGAAGAGAGAGAUUUAAUCUGGAGUUUAUCGUCCAAGGGGCUACUAAACCGUAUGCUCUACCACAGGGCUAAGGUCAUGAUCUUCCCCAUCCUGAUGCAUUUCUGGAGAAGGUUCUGCACCUGGAAGGUGAUGAGGAGCUUUCAGGUCUCCACGAAGGACAGGGUGCCAAUCUCUUCACCCAUUACAAAAUCCUCCUCUGCAUCAUCUGACAGCUACAGUCCAGACAAUCACACCGUCAUUGUCUUCACGCUCCUGAAUGGGGUCCAGAUCCUGCUGCCAUGGACCCAGAAGACAAUGGAGCCAUUGGAGGAGCAAAAGCUUGAUUUUGCCCCGAAGGCGAGCUGCGUUUUUGUGUGCUUUGCACUAGCCCUCCAGGCUCUGCAGCCUGAGCCCAGCUGA